AUCUCUCUCAAAUCAAGAAGCAUUAGAUUGAUAAAAUCGAUCGAUCAGUCAAUCUUAUCUGUCAAUCAAUCAAAUCACCACACAACAGGUAUCAUCAUGUCGUCCUCAUCUUCUGCUUUUACACCGGACCACCUCUCCCCCUCCGAUCAGCUCUGUUACGUCCAUUGCAACUUUUGCGACACUGUACUCGCGGUCAGCGUUCCUUACAGUAGCUUGUUGAAGACCGUCACCGUCCGAUGCGGCCACUGCACCAACCUCCUCUCCGUCAACAUGCCCAGUCUCCUCCUUCCGACUCCCAAUCAACUUCACCCCCCACAUUCUUUCUUUACUCCUCAGAAUCUUCUGGAGGAGAUCCGGAGUGCACCUCCGAAUCUGCUGAUGAAUCAGCCAAACCAGCUUAAUCAUGAGUCCUUCAUACCAGUUCGCGGUGGAGUCAUCGAAGAGAUCCCCAAACCGCCUGCGGUAAACAGACCUCCGGAGAAGAGGCAGAGAGUCCCUUCUGCUUACAAUCGCUUCAUCAAGGAAGAAAUUCAACGCAUCAAAGCAGGGAAUCCCGACAUAAGCCACAGGGAGGCCUUCAGCGCUGCUGCCAAGAAUUGGGCCCACUUCCCUCACAUACAUUUCGGACUUAUGCCUGAUCAUCUUCAACAUCAGCCCGUGAAGAAGUCAAAUGUACGCCCUCAGGAUGCAGAGGACAUGGUGAUGAAGGAUGCUGGCUUCUUUCCUCCAGCAAAUAUGGGUGCACUCACCCCCUUCUAGCUAUAAAGAAAUAAUGACACUGCAUGCUAGGGUUUAUUCUUCAUUUCCUUAUCUUUUUCUUCCUCUCUUUCACCAUUAACUGUUGUGGCCAUCUCUGGCCAGCUAGCUAGGUCUCUCGCACGGAUGGUUUUAAGACGUUAUUAAUUCUCUCUCACUAUGACUACUCUUGAAACUUUAAUUUGGCUAAUUAAUUAAUGUUUAUUGAGUUUAUAUAUGCCUGUUACUGAUUGUAAAAGAGGAUCUUGAAGUCUAGAAUUGAUGUUUGUGAAGGCUAAAUUAAUUCGAUGCAACAUA
Rubroshorea leprosula is the source of this 1053-nucleotide messenger RNA. The record is from the annotation of a GenBank genome assembly. NCBI's taxonomy places the organism in Eukaryota, Viridiplantae, Streptophyta, Magnoliopsida, Malvales, Dipterocarpaceae.